AUGGCUGUCUUCGCUCAGUACGACUACCUCUUCGCGGUAGGCACAAUCUUUGCCUUCCUCGAUGCUUGGAACAUUGGUGCCAACGAUGUCGCCAACUCCUGGGCUUCAUCAGUCUCUUCCCGCUCUCUUAGCUACCUCCAGGCUAUGCUUGGUGCCAGUGUAAUGGAGUUCACUGGUGCGCUCGGUGUUGGUGGUCGAGUCGCAGACACUAUCCGAACAAAGAUUGUCGACGUCGAGGCUUUCAACGACAGCCCUGCUCUGCUUAUGCUGGGUAUGGUUUGCGCUGUUAUUGCUUCUGCUAGCUACCUCACUAUGGCUACCCGUCUUGGUUUCCCUGUUUCCACCACUCACUCUAUCCUUGGUGGUGUCCUUGGUAUGGGUGUUGGUGCUCUCGGUGGUAGUGGUAUUACCUGGGUUGGCUACAGUGACAGUGGUGCCGUCGAUAUCCAGAAGGGUGUUGUCCAGGUCUUCCUUGCUUGGAUCAUCGCUCCUAUGCUCUCCGGUAUCUUCGCUGCCAUCAUCUUCACCUUCACCAAAUACGCCGUCCUCCUCCGAAAGAGCCCUGCCACCCGCGGUCUCAUCCUCGUCCCCUUCUACUUCUGGCUCACAGCCUCUCUCAUUGUCAUGCUUCUUCUCUGGAAGGGUGGUUCUUAUGAGGUCAAGCUCACUGAGCAACAAAUCCCCGGUGUCAUUGUUGCCACCGGUGCUGGUUGGGGUCUUCUGAUGGCCAUCUUCCUCGUUCCCUGGAUGUACCGUGUUGUCAUCAAGGAGGACUGGCAGCUCAAGUCCUACCACAUCCUCCAGGGCCCCUUCCUCCUCCGCCGUGGCCCUGUCCCUCCCCCUCCCGCCAACUUCCAGGGUGUUGUCCGCAACUUCUACGAGGGUCACCUUACUGCUGAGGAGCUUGAGGAGCGCCGUAACGCCAACCGCGCUGCUCUUGGUGAGGAUCUCGAGACUGGCAGCGGCAAGAAGGUCGCCACCGAGUCUGCCACCGAGGAGCCCGAGGUUGAGAACCCCUACGCACACAAGUCCAUGAUCGGCCCCAAGCCCAACAAGCCCUGGUACACCGGCGCCUUCAUCUGGUGGGCCUUCAAGUUCGCUCUCCUCCACGGUGUCGACAAGGAUAUUGUCAGCUCCCAGAGCGAGAAGUCUGUUGUCGCUGGUGACGUCGAGGAGAUCCACGCCCGCGCUGAGCACUUCGACAACCGAACUGAGUUCCUGUACACUUUCCUCCAGAUCAUGACUGCUGCUGCUGCCUCUUUCGUCCACGGUGCCAACGAUAUCGCCAACGCUGUCGGUCCUUACGCCACCAUCUACCAGAUCUGGCAGGAGGGUGUCGUCCCCGCUAAGAAGUCCGAGGUUCCUGUCUGGAUUCUUGCUUUCGGUGGUGUUGGUAUUGUCAUCGGUCUCUGGACAUACGGAUACAACAUCAUGCGCAACCUUGGUAACCGAGUCACUCUCAUGUCUCCUGCCCGUGGUUUCUGUAUCGAGCUUGGCUCAGUCAUCACUGUCAUCAUGGCCACUCGUCUCAAGCUCCCUGUCUCUACCACUCAGUGUAUCACUGGUGCUAUCGUCGGUGUCGGUCUCUGCAACGGUGACUGGCGAGCUAUCAACUGGCGCAUGGUCGGAUGGAUCUACCUUGGUUGGUUCAUCACUGUUCCUUCCGCUGGUCUGAUUUCUGGAAUUCUUAUGGCUUUCAUCACCAACGCUCCUCGAUGGACUUAG
Molecule: messenger RNA, 1725 nt
Organism: Fusarium coffeatum
Lineage: Eukaryota; Fungi; Ascomycota; Sordariomycetes; Hypocreales; Nectriaceae
Exons: 2
Coding region: 1-1725 (574 amino acids)
Biological process (GO): phosphate ion transmembrane transport
Cellular component (GO): membrane
Source: RefSeq, a predicted model, not a curated record